AUGCAUCUUGUCCCAAAAGAGCUUGAUAAGCUCGCAAUCUCACAGCUGGGCUUUCUUGCCCAGCGGCGUCUCGCUAGAGGCGUCAAGCUGAACCAUUCCGAGGCAACUGCCCUCAUCGCCAACAAUUUACAGGAGCUGAUUCGCGAUGGCAACCACAGCGUCGCCGACCUCAUGUCCCUCGGCGCUACCAUGCUGGGCCGCCGUCACGUCCUGCCCUCCGUGCUGGCUACCCUGCACGAGAUCCAGGUCGAGGGCACCUUCCCAUCAGGGACAUACCUGGUGACGGUCCACAACCCCAUUGCCAGCGAUGAUGGCGAUCUCGCGCGGGCGCUCUACGGCUCAUUUCUGCCCAUCCCUAGCACGGAUCUGUUCUCUCUGCCUCGUACCGAAGACUACGAGCCAGCGCGCCAGCCCGGGGCCGUCGUGACGCUGAAAACUCAUGUCGAGUGCAACAAAGGCCGCAAGAGGGUGCGGGUUAAGGUCACCAGCAGGGGUGACAGACCCAUCCAGGUUGGCAGCCAUUAUCACUUCAUCGAGACGAACCCGCAGCUCGAGUUUGACCGCAGCAAGGCCUACGGGUAUCGCCUUGACAUCGCCGCCGGCACGAGCGUCAGGUUCGAGCCCGGUGACACCAAGACCGUGACCCUGGUGGAAAUUGCGGGAAACCGUAUCAUCCAGGGCGGCAACGGCAUCGCUAAGGGCGUGGUGAGCGCCUCCCGCAAGGACGAGAUCGUGUCCAAACUGCAGCAGGCCGGGUUUGCCCAUACGCCCGAGCCCGACGCCGACUCGUCGCUCAGCAUAGAGGGUUUCAAGAUGAGCCGUGCCGCGUACUCUGCCAUGUUCGGACCGACGACAGGGGAUGUGGUGAGGCUGGGCUUGACGGACUUGUGGAUCAAGGUCGAAAAGGACCUCACAGUCUACGGCGACGAGUGCAAGUUUGGUGGGGGCAAGACACUCCGCGAGGGCAUGGGACAGGCUACGGGACGGCCGGACGCGAGGACGCUAGAUCUAGUUGUUACCAACGCGCUGAUUGUGGACUGGACGGGUAUUUACAAGGCUGACAUCGGUGUAAAAGACGGGCUGAUCGUAGGAAUCGGCAAGGCUGGCAACCCAGAUGUCAUGGAGGGCGUGACGCCAGGUAUGGUGGUGGGCAGCUGUACGGAUGUCAUUGCUGGGGAGGGCAAAAUUAUCACUGCUGGUGGUAUUGACUCGCACAUUCACUUUAUCUGCCCGCAGCAGGCGAACGAGGCUGUCGCGAGUGGCAUCACGACUAUGUUAGGCGGUGGAACGGGCCCGAGUGCUGGCACAUCCGCGACAACCUGCACUCCAGGCGCCAACUACAUGCGCCAGAUGCUCCAGGCAUGUGACACAAUUCCAGUCAAUAUCGGCAUCACCGCCAAGGGCAACGACAGCGACCCGAAAGCCCUGCGCGAGCAGGUCAUCGCAGGUGCUUGCGGGCUGAAGCUCCACGAGGACUGGGGUAGCACGCCCGCGGCCAUCGACGCUUGCCUGAGCGUGUGUGACGAGCUGGACGUGCAGUGUCUGAUUCACACGGACACGCUCAACGAGUCCGGCUUUGUGGAGAGCACGCUCGCCGCGAUCAAGGGGCGGACCAUCCAUACAUACCACACCGAGGGCGCGGGCGGCGGGCACGCGCCCGACAUCAUCAGCGUAGUGGAACACCCCAACGUGCUGCCAAGUAGCACGAACCCGACGAGGCCGUACACGCGCAACACGCUGGACGAGCACCUAGACAUGCUGAUGGUGUGCCACCACCUGUCCAAGAACAUCCCCGAGGACGUGGCCUUUGCCGAGUCGCGCAUCCGCGCCGAGACCAUCGCUGCUGAGGACGUGCUACACGAUCUGGGCGCCAUCAGCAUGAUGUCUUCCGACUCGCAGGCUAUGGGCCGCUGCGGUGAGGUCAUCUUGCGCACGUGGAACACAGCACACAAGAACAAGGUCCAGCGGGGCCACUUACCCGAGGACCAAGGGACGGGCGCGGAUAAUUUCCGCGUCAAGAGGUAUGUCAGUAAGUACACCAUCAACCCGGCGCUCGCGCAGGGGAUGGGCCAUCUCGUGGGCAGUAUCGAGGUGGGCAAGUUGGCGGACUUGUUGGUCUGGGACCCAGCCUGGUUUGGCACAAAGCCCAACCUGGUAGUUAAGAGUGGGUUGGUCUCUUGGGCGAUGAUGGGCGAUCCCAACGCAUCCAUCCCGACGGUCCAGCCUGUCGUCGCGCGACCUAUGUACGCGCCGCUGGUCCCUGCGACGUCGGUGCUGUUCGUGUCUCAGGCGUCCAUCGAGCACGGGGUCGUACAGACGUACAAUCUGCGCAAGCGCGUCGAGCCCGUCCGGGGGUGCAGGUCUGUCGGCAAGAAGGACAUGCGGUACAAUGACGCCAUGCCGCGCAUGCGCGUCGACCCAGAGAGUUACACCGUCGAGGCCGACGGGCAGGUUUGCGAGGCCGAGCCCAGCGAGACGCUACCGCUCGCUCAGGCUUAUUUCGCGUACUGA
Diaporthe amygdali is the source of this 2511-nucleotide messenger RNA. RefSeq lists its product as uncharacterized. Gene Ontology annotation, molecular function: urease activity; nickel cation binding. Bases 1 to 2511 code for a protein of 836 amino acids. NCBI's taxonomy places the organism in Eukaryota, Fungi, Ascomycota, Sordariomycetes, Diaporthales, Diaporthaceae. Gene Ontology annotation, biological process: urea catabolic process. Gene Ontology annotation, cellular component: urease complex. The transcript has 5 exons. The record is from RefSeq and is a predicted model, not a curated record.